AUGGGAAGGGGACAGGGAAUGACCCUUGAGGCGGGAGGAAAGAAAGAGACCCGAUCAACUCCUAGUCCCAACUGGGCAGAUCCUCAAGUGUCCACGGCUGGCGUCACCCGAUCUCCAAGGGGUCCUAGGACGCAGGUCCUGGAUCUCUUGAGGAGAUGCCUGGCGAUCCAAGUGCAGAAGAUCGCGCCGUUGGAAGGGACCUGGCAAGCUCUCAUCCUCAACCUCAAUGGACUCAACAACAUCCCGUCUAUUAAAAUGGUCGAUGAAGACCCCACUCCUCUGGACGAAAGGAGGGCCGGGGAACAAGACGAUCAAGACGAGGAUGCCAUCCAGCCCUUGAACUUCGACCCCGAGACAGGCUGGUGGAUGUACGAGAACGGAUACCUCGUCUACCAGAGCCUCCAGGAGGCGAAUAGGGACUGUUGGUGGAAUCCGGCCCUGUUAGAAGCCCUUAAAUCCCUGGACUAUGCGGGAUGGGCGAAUCCGGGUGUCCUCCUGGUGUCGGGGACACCCCGAAGCCUGGAUGUUCUCAGGGAUGCCUAUUGUCGCCGUGUACUUCGUCCACCCCGGGGGUACGUCAUCAUGGGCAUGGGAGACGUGGAUCACUGUCCCAUGACCUCCGUCCCCCAGGGGCAGUUCACCCCUCUCCCGGAUGCCCUAUGUUGGGUCAUUCACGAUCUCACCUCCACCUCCACCUUCCCCUCAUCCUCUUCCACUUGCACCUUGGAGGAUAUCCACCGGGCCCUCGUCGACAUCUUCCCAGAUACCGUCCGACCCUCCAGAGACCUCAUUUACGCCACACUUGGCAAGCUUAUCCGAGAAAGAAAGGUGUACCAUACCCAAGGGGGGUACGGAAUCGUGAACCCGAGCACCUAUAAUCGGGUGAUCAGGAUCCCUCCACCGACAGAACGACCUCUACUCCUCACCAACGAAGAAGCCCUUGAGAUCCUUAAUCACACCAAGAUCCCUCGAAAACCAUCACUCACGGACUCCCCGGUCCAGGUUUCCUUCGCCAACAUCCUCAAAGGAGAGGAGGAAGGGGACGUGAUUCGGAUAGCAAGACCCCCUCAUCCAAAUUGGUGUGAAGAGGAUGGAUUAGGGGGUUCGGAAAGAUGGACUGGAGCAUUGACUCGGAUCCAGCGUCGUCUUUCGCUUCGACAUAAUUCUCAGCAUGCGCUGACGACAACAGCAACGAUGAACCCCAACCUCAGACCCAGGGCCAGGGGAAGAGGGACUGGUUCGUGGUCCAUGUCAAUGAGAAGGGGACGAAGCCUGAGCCGGGAUCGGGAUCGGGAAAGGGAUCUACUUCUACAUCCGCAUCCACCUGACUCCUAUCACUCCUCAAAUGACCUGAGUCACCUCAAGCUCGACAUCUCUUCUGAACGAGUAAAGAGGCCAGGGUUGUGGCAUCGCCUGUUGAGGGACCGGGAGAAACCUCAGAUCCUCACUUUCGGGGGUCAAUUUCCUCCACCAGAAUGGGACGAUCCACGGCUUCUAAUCACUCAUUCUAUCGCCACGCAGACUUCCUUUACCCGACUUGCCCAGUCCUCACCCAACAUCCCACUCAAGGUUCAAGGGCAGAAUGAUAUUCAAGGACAGGGCCACGGAGAAAGAGUGUCACGGAACCAGAGUUGGGUUGGUCGAAAGCCCAGGGCAAACGAGCCCUCUCCAGCUUUACUCCGAUCAAGGUCCCUGCCAUAUAGAGUGCCAAAUUGUCUCUCACGCCCUUCAGGCCGUCACAUGUCUCCUAUUGGCCGAGGUGCUCCACAGCAGACAAGGCUACAUCCACCUGCAUAUGGACUCCCAAGGCCACCUAUCUGGGUGCCACAGAGACAUCAGAGAUUUGUCACUUCUGCACCUUCAGGAGGUGACAAUCACAUUCGUAACAACAGUGCAGCCCCUCCAUCAAGUCUGCCGAGAGUGCAGACUCCGGUAGGAGGGAAGCAAAAGAAAGCCCAAGCUCACGGAACUGAGAAGGGGGCCGAGGUAUUCAUCAACCCAGUGGCGGUGCAAGAAGAGGAAAAAGAGAAGAACCUCAUUUCAAAGAAUCAAAGAGAGACAAGCCACGAAAUGAGAGCCAAGUCUCCCAGCACUGGCUCCGAAAAUUCCACUGCUUCUCCAAAUGUCAUGACUGAUGAUUUCAAGCUUCGUAAACUCUGGCAGGGAAAGAAGAGCCAAGUGGGAGAUCAGAAAGAGAAGGAAAAGGAGAAAGAGAAAGAGAAACACCCAAAAGGAACGGUCCCAGACGAGAUCAAGAAGCCUCCAGGGCCGCCUGGGUACAAGGUCUAUGAGACAAGGAAGGAAGAGAAGACCAGCAGUACCACCACUACAACCAGUACUAGCACAAGUGAACUCCCAAAAUCUUUUGAGUUCAACAUCAAGAUCAGUGGAUUCAGUAACAAUCACAAUCACAUGAACCAGGUGAGGAAGAUACCUGUGCUGGUGGAAGAGACCAAGGAAGUGACUGAGACCACUACCACCACCUACUCCAACACCACAGAGAUGAUGAAUGUCUUUCCAACCAAGAGUCCCUGCAUGAAGGACAAGGAGAGUAAACCAAAGGUGUCAUCCAUGAACCCAGUGAAGAGUGAAAAGGAAAAGGAGAAACCAGAUCAUCCUUAUUUGAGCCUGAGUGACCUGACAGUGAGUUUCAAGUCAGUGGUGGGUCAAAAGCUUCUUCAGGGCUGCAGUGCCAACAGCAUUGACACCCUCAUGGAACUCGAUCUGGCUGCUGCCCAGAACAAGUACCACACUCUUGCAUAUGUGCCAGCAUUUCGACGUCUAUUUGCUUUUGGCUUGGGAGGAUCAGGUCAACUGGGCUCUGGUCGUACCCAGAGUUCAACCCUUCCUGUGUUAGCCUAUGAGGGACCCAUUCUAGAUGUUGCCACUGGUGGUGAUCAUGCCUUCGUUAUCAUGGGAGAAGGAAAAGAGGUGGAUCAUCGAUUCCUUGAUGAUAGCAGAGCCAUAGCAAGGUUGACUCCUUCAUCUGUCUCUGGCAUUGCUUCUCUUCAGGAAGGGAAAUCUAUCCCUUAUGACCUACUUAGUGAGUUGGAGGUUGUUUUUGGAUCCUGUGCCUGCCUGAAUGCCUCAUUUCUGGAUCCAAGUGGCCACCACUUUGGAUGUGCUCGCUAUAAUCCAGGAGUCCACAUGCCAUCCCUCUUUGCUGCCUUUACCACCAUCCAGCAUUGUCCAUCGGUCUCAAUGCAGGAACAUGAACAUGAAGGGAGUGGAGUGGAAUUGUGUCCAGUCCUGCAUGAUGACCUUAGUAAGCUGCUGAAUUUUCUUUCAAGGCUCUGGGAGAGCAACAAGAGUCGCAGUGUAAUCAUCUCACAUGAGGCCUUUCAUCUCCCUCGAUUGAGUGAAUUGGUCAACAUCCCUCUGGACUAUUUCAAAUGGGCUUCCACAGAAGAGAAGAAGGGUAUGAGGUUCUGUGACUUCCCAUUUGUGUUUGAUGCAUCUGGGAAGACAAUACUUCUGCGAACAGAUGCCAGCCUGCAAAUGAGAAAAGCCCAGGAGCAGAGUCGAUCUCAGGUCUUCUUCUUGCCAUUCACUCGAGUAUUUCUUCGAGAGCCAGAGUACCUGGUCCUCACAGUGUCUCGGGAAAACCUAGUUGAUUCCACUAUUGAGCAGCUCCUCCAGAUACCUGAAAAUCAGCUCAAGAAACCCCUCAAGGUGAUAUUUUUUGGGGAGGAAGGAGUGGAUGCAGGAGGAGUGAAGAAAGAAUUUUUCAUGCUGCUAAUGAGGGAGCUCUUGGAUCCUAAAUAUGGGAUGUUUACAAAUUAUGAGGAGACGCAUCACAUUUGGUUUGCUGAGGACUCCUUCGAAGAACCAAUGAUGUACUUCCUUGUGGGAUUAGUGUGCGGCCUGGCCAUCUACAAUUUCACCAUUAUCAGCCUCCCAUUCCCCCUGGCUCUAUACAAGAAACUCUUGGGGGAACCAACUGGACUUGAAGAUCUGCAAGACCUCCUUCCAAGUGUGGCCAAGUCCUUUGAAGAGAUGCUUUCUUACAAUGGGGAUGACUUUGAGGAAAAGUAUGACUUUCGCUUUGAGAUCACUCGUCAUCAGUAUGGAGAAGUAAUCACCAAACCACUGAAAGAAAAUGGAUCUGAGAUUCUGGUCACUCAUGAAAACAGGAAGGAAUUUGUGGAUCUGUACACUCAGUACAUCUUGGAGCAGUCAAUAUCUGCAAGUCUGAAGGCAUUCUCUGAAGGAUUUCAUAAGGUUUGUGGCUCUCUCAUCCUCCGACUUUUCACCCCUGUGGAAUUAAUGGGACUGGUGGUUGGGAAUGAGAACUAUGACUGGGACAUCCUGGAGUCAAAUGCCUCAUACAAAGAAGACUAUUCUCCAUCUCAUCCAACCAUCCGCCUCUUCUGGGAUGUCUUUCACUCCUUGUCAUUGGAUGAGAAAAAGAAGUUUCUCAAAUUUCUCACAGGGACUGACCGUAUCCCCAUAUUGGGAAUGAAAGCCAUGAAGUGCGGAGAAAUGAAAGUGAAGGGGAAAGUGAGUGGUGAGCUUCCCCAUCCUAAGAGUCGAAAAGCUGCACAGCUCCUGUUUCACACAAAUCGAAUUGCUAAGAGGGAGAAAAUAAAGGCAGCUGGAAAUUCUAGAUUAAAAUGCUUGGGAGAAAAGCUGGCAUGGAUAAAGGAGACUCUGAUUUCAGAUUUCCCUACCUGUAAGGAACUCUCUCCUCAGCAGACACUACAGCUCAUUGACAAAUACUUGGGUCGAUGUGAUGAGGAAUUGGAGCAGAUAGAUUUGAAGAACUCAAUUGGAGGGGGGAAACGGAACCAAAGAAAGAGGCAGCAUGCAUCACGAGAGGGUUUCCUUCAUUUACAUCUCUCCCAGGAGAAGCUUGACUUUGAAUCAUGUGGCAUUGAGAUGCCAGAUCUCUUUAACCACAAGAAUGUUGAAUACCUGCUGGCAUGGAAUGGGGAACUCCGUUAUGUCAACAACAUCAAAUUGAAACGCUACAGACGAAAGGAUUUGACCUCUGGGUGUGAAUCAAAGAAGAAUGAUGACACAGGUGAUGCCUCAAAAGUGCUACCUUAUGGGCCCUCCUCCUGAUGAUGCCUGCAACAAUCAAGAAAAAAAAGGAGGAACAGUGGUUAAUUCCCUGUUCUCUAAUUGGAAAUAAAUGACAAAUUAUGAAACA
Molecule: messenger RNA, 5152 nt
Organism: Darwinula stevensoni
Lineage: Eukaryota; Metazoa; Arthropoda; Ostracoda; Podocopida; Darwinulidae
Source: the annotation of a GenBank genome assembly